AUGCCGAACAUAAAAGUAUUUUCUGGGUCAUCUCAUCGUGACUUAGCCCAGCGUAUUUGCGAGCGCCUUCAGUUGGACGUGGCAAAAGCAUCCCUGAAAAAAUUUAGUAACAGGGAAACGAAUGUGGAAAUUGGUGAAUCUGUUCGUGGUGAGGAUGUGUAUAUUAUACAGUCAGGAGCUGGUGAAAUCAAUGACAAUUUGAUGGAGCUGCUCAUCAUGAUCAACGCAUGCAAGAUAGCGUCGUCGUGUCGUGUGGCAGCCGUUAUUCCGUGUUUUCCGUAUGCCAGACAGGAUAAAAAGGAUAAAUCACGUGCGCCCAUAUCGGCUAAACUAGUGGGUCUAAUAUCUCCAUAUGCUUUAUUACAGGGUUUCUUCGACAUUCCUGUCGAUAAUCUGUAUGCAGAACCAGCAAUUCUUAAGUAUAUUAAGGAAUCAAUUCCUAAUUGGCAGACAUCAGUGAUCGUGUCACCUGACGCUGGCGGAGCUAAAAGGGUAACGUCAAUUGCUGAUCGCCUUAAUGUUGAUUUUGCGCUCAUUCAUAAAGAGCGGAAGCGUGCAAACGAAGUGGAGAAGAUGACUUUAGUUGGAAAUGUCGAAGGAAAGGUAGCUAUACUUGUUGAUGAUAUGGCUGAUACAUGUGGAACAAUUUGUAUGGCAGCAGAAAAACUUGUUGAAGCUGGCGCUGAGAAAGUGUAUGCUUUCUGUGUCCACGGAAUAUUUUCGGGCCCCGCUUUGCAGCGCCUGAACAACUCAAAAUUUGAAGCGAUCGUAGUUACGAAUACUAUUCCUCAGGAAGAAAACAUGAAACAAUGUCCCAAGAUUCAGUGUAUCGACAUAUCAAUGAUCCUGGCGGAAGCGAUUCGUCGCACGCACAAUGGAGAAUCUGUUUCUUAUCUUUUCUCACAUGUGCCCAUCUGCUGA
Molecule: messenger RNA, 921 nt
Organism: Angiostrongylus costaricensis
Lineage: Eukaryota; Metazoa; Nematoda; Chromadorea; Rhabditida; Metastrongylidae
Source: the annotation of a GenBank genome assembly